CAUUCACAAUGGUGACCUUCUCCGACCCCAAGGCAUACCAUAUUCUGGCCUAUGGAACGCUCCUCGGAUCCAACCUCUUCCAGACAUUCCUCGCAGGUCCUCUAGCCUUUAAAGCCCUUCCAAGACCCCAAUUCAGCACCUUACAACAAGCCAUUUUCCCCCCUUACUUCGGCUUCCAAACCAUCCUUCCCCUCGCUCUCGCUCUCACAUGGCCCGGCGAGCGACUGGUCGCAGUAGCCGGUAAUGCUAUAGCGGCAAGACACCAUGCCGGCUACACGGGACUUUUACAAGAGCAGAAUCGCUGGACGGCGUUGAUUCCCAUCGUCACCAUGUUCGCUACGAGUUUGGCGAAUUUACUUGUUCUGGGACCGGCGACGACGAAAGUGAUGAAGUUGAGGAAACAUCAAGAAACUCGAGAUGGAAAACGAUACUAUGACCCUGGACCGAAGACGCCGGAGAUGCAGCGUCUCAAUUCGUCUUUUGCGAAAUUGCAUGGGGCGUCUUCUUUGUCGAAUGUGGUGGGCUUAGGGGCAAUGGUUUUGUACGCCUUCACACUUGCAGGAAUGAUGUAGUUACUUCGUUGUAGCUGCGUAGCGAUGAGGAAAGAAAAUGGGAGGAAAUCCUUCCCUUCUAUAGACCUCUAAACCCAGACCAGAGCCUACAUUAC
Molecule: messenger RNA, 667 nt
Organism: Sphaerulina musiva SO2202
Lineage: Eukaryota; Fungi; Ascomycota; Dothideomycetes; Mycosphaerellales; Mycosphaerellaceae
Exons: 4
Coding region: 9-572 (187 amino acids)
Source: RefSeq, a predicted model, not a curated record